CUACUGGCUGGGAUCGUAGGCCUGUCUGUCUACUAUAACAGAGCAAUUAAAGAUUCUGAGAAUGAAAGGAACAAGUUGUUCCAGAGUUUCUCCCUCUAUAAAAUCAACGCAACUGAAGAGAGAGACCAGUUACAGACCAGAUACAACAACCUGACUAAAGAGAAAGGCCAUAUUCAGGCAAAGCUUUUUGUGAUAGAGCAGCAUUGUCAGGAGGGAUGGAUAUACUUUGACUCCAAGUUCUACUUCCUCUCUACUGAGAAGAAAACCUGGGAGAAGAGCAGACAGGACUGUCAGGGGAGAGGAGCAGACCUGGUGAUCAUAAACAGCAGAGAGGAACAGACAUUUGUCUUCAACCUCCACCUGAGAGCCUGGAUUGGUCUAACUGACUCUGUUACUGAGGGAACCUGGAAGUGGGUGGACGACACAUCCCUGACCACAGGGUACUGGGGGUCAGAACAGCCUGAUGAUUAUGAAGGGCAAGAGGACUGUGUUGAGAUAUACUAUGGACAAGAUAACCCUGUAAAGACAUGGAAUGAUGACAAAUGUGGCACAAAUCACAACUGGAUCUGUGAGAAAGUGGUGUAACAAUAACCUACUGUAACAAACAGUCUCUCUCGCUCUGUUAUUGUUAUUAUUAUGUUGAUGGUUGAAUACAGUACUUAAUGGUUAAGUGGUGAUUCCACCUGGUGGUUAAGGUGAGAGAUGAACUCACCAUAGAMGAGAAAAAGUUGUAUUACAGAGUUGCCUACGGGCUCUUUUUCAAUUAGACCUUACUCGAUUCCUCCUCACAUCCUCUCUCUUUGACUCCUUCUCCAAACACAUUGGAGAAUAGAAUCCUAGGGGAGGGACCUUGGACCUUCUCCUCUAAUAGGGUUGAGAUAGAAGGAGAGGAGAUAGGAGAGGAAUCUAGGAAAGACUAUUUGAGAUAGAGCUUAGUGUCAGAGAGACAUAGAGGAGGAAGAAUAAAUUAAGAGAGUGAAAA
This is a messenger RNA of Salvelinus sp. IW2-2015, 982 nucleotides long. The record is from RefSeq and is a predicted model, not a curated record. Lineage: Eukaryota; Metazoa; Chordata; Actinopteri; Salmoniformes; Salmonidae.